AUGUCUUUCGUGCUGUUUCUCCUUGUCAGUGUGCAGAGCCUCUCUCAGAGCGGCGCAUUGAUAUCGAAUGUCAAGUUUGAAGACUUUGCUGGAAACCGGUCGAUGCGCCUCCUAGGGAAAACUGACAAUGCUGCAGGUUGUUUUGCAGAUGGUGUGGGCAGCUUUGCGAAAAAUGGCGUGUCGCCUGUUGAGGACCUCAAGCGCAUAUUGGAAGAAGGAGUGAAGCUCAUAAGUGGUAACAGUGGUGCCGCCUGCAAGGAUAAUCCGACAACAAGAACAUCACGUGGUGCAAAGAGCCUCGCACGGACCCGCUGCUCGGAGACCAGGAUCAGGAGUGGUACGCCGAGCUUCAAGACUACUUGA
Messenger RNA from Prorocentrum cordatum, 363 nucleotides. Lineage: Eukaryota; Dinophyceae; Prorocentrales; Prorocentraceae. The record is from the annotation of a GenBank genome assembly.